Messenger RNA from Nipponia nippon (crested ibis), 705 nucleotides. RefSeq names its product CD8 subunit alpha (gene CD8A). Lineage: Eukaryota; Metazoa; Chordata; Aves; Pelecaniformes; Threskiornithidae. The record is from RefSeq and is a predicted model, not a curated record. Gene Ontology annotation, cellular component: external side of plasma membrane. Gene Ontology annotation, biological process: cell surface receptor signaling pathway; cytotoxic T cell differentiation; T cell mediated immunity.
AUGCCUGGGUCUCCUGCACUGCUCCUGCUCGCUCUGGGGCUCUGCUGUCCUGGGAUCUGGGGCCAGAGGUACACGAUGACGGCCAGGUUUCGUGACAGCAGCAUCACACACCCCCGGCUGGGACAGCAGUUGGAGCUGGAGUGUCUGGCCACCAAGGACGACAGUGGUGUAUUCUGGGUCCGCCUGGACAAGGAUGGGACCCUUCACUUCAUCGUCUUCAUUUCCUACCUUUCCCGGAGUACCUUUGAGGGCAACGCGAAGACAUCCAUACGCUUCGAGGCGAAAAAAGACGGCAAGGUCUACCGGCUGGUAGUGAAGUCUUUUACAUCACAGGAUGAGGGGAACUAUUUCUGCCUCAUGAACAGCAACCAAAUGCUGUACUUCAGCCCUGGCCAGCCUGUCUUCUUCCCAGUUACCACCACACCAGCACCCACCACAUCAGCAGCCACCAUCCAGCAUGGCAUCACCGAAAAGGACCCCUGCCUGAAGACCCCGGAUCCAGAGACCAGCAAGGAGAAAGAACUGGAUUUCUUCUGUGAGAUCUUCAUCUGGGUUCCCUUGGCAGGCGCCUGCCUCCUGCUCCUCAUCGCCCUGGUGGUCACCGUCGCGCUGUGUCAACAAACCAGAAGACGAAGAUGCAGAUGUAAAAGGCCUGCGAACGGGAAGCCCGAUGUGAAACCCAGCAUGCCAAACCGGCACGUAUAG